AUGCAAGAACUCAGCUGGAUGGCCGAAUACUCGGUGUUCGCGUUCAUGCUAGGCCUAUCCAUGGUCGUAGGGCUGUACUUCGGGUGCGUGGAAAGUAAACAGAACACCGUCAGUGAAUACCUGUUGGGCGGCAAACGCAUGACCGUGUUUCCCAUUACAAUGUCGCUGAUCGCCAGGUAAGUACGAACAAUACUCUUUAAAUCGUCCCGAAAAAAGGUCCAUAUACGUACACGUUACAGUGGCGUAGCCAUCAAUUUGUUUGAGAAUAUAUUUAAUAACACACGGGGUGUUUUAUAUACUUUUUAUGUUUUUUUUACCGUUUACAUGGUAAUAGAUAUCAAUAAGGUAUAAGAAGGUAGAGGGGAAAUUUAAUAUAAAUCUACACGCAACGAUUAACCACUGUUAACGAAAAAUGAUUCUGAGCAGAGUUUGGUUAAUAUAGUAUUGCUUUCUCAACAACAUACCUAUACAUCAUAUUAUGGUAAAAAUUUUGAGAGUAUACGACGUAUAAUAAGUAAUAUACUUUAUGAGAACACCACUGGACAUGCACCUCAGAAACCCGCGUCAACACAAUCACCUGCAUCAAAUUGAACCCCCUUUUUUUGAAAAAAAAGGCCGUAAUAUUUUUAACUAAUACCUACAUUUCUUACAUUUUACCGUGUUUUUCGGUUUUUCACAUUUUUUGAGAAAAGUCUUGAGAAAAUCGAAAAUGGCCUCUCUAAAAUACAUCCCUACAUCGAUUUCCUUUCAGAAAAGGUGCUACACUCAAAAAUUAGAGGAAGAUCUUUGGUAGAAAACUUGUUCAAAGUAAAAAAAAAUAAAAAUAAAAAUACAUACAAACAUUUUUGUAAAACUAUAAGCUUCUUCGCUUCACUAAGAAUCUAAAAUUACAAUUCAUUCGUUGUCGCACGUAAAAGCAAUUGCCUUGGAAAGUUACACGGCGCUGGAGAUGAAUUUUACAAUAAAUUUUCAUAUAGCAAUUUUAAAUUUUCCUACUAACUGUUCUAGAAAAUGAGACUAUUCAAUAUACGCUUCAAUAAAAAGUCGAAUUAUCUGUUACUUAUGAUUCAAGUUUAUUUAGAUUCGAUAAACGACUUCUUAUAUACAAUUUUAAUUUUAAAAAUUACGCGAUAUUAGAAAUGCAAUACCGAAACUAUAUUGUAAAGCAACUGUAUAAUUAUUUUGAUUUUUGUACAGUCACAUUUCCGGUAUUACGCUGCUUGGAAUUCCGUCCGAUGUCUAUACUAAUGGGACGCAAUUCUUGAUUAUUGGCGUGAUAAACGUGUUCAUAAUCGCCAUAAUAAUUUACAUAUACUUACCGGUCUUUUACGAACUUCAAUUGACGUCGGUCUACGAGGUAUGCGUGUCGUUGAUUAAAUUUGCGCUAUUUGUUUAAUAUCCGUGCACUAACGAUUAGAUUCUAUUUUGAAAUUUUCAUUUUCAUCAGUAUUUAGAACGGCGGUUCAGUUCAAACGUCCGGGGAUUGACGUCGAUCAUCUUCGCCUUAUCCGUAAUACUAUACAUACCCGUGGUGAUUUAUGUACCGGCCUUAGCAUUUAAUCAAGGUACGUUGACAUUUGAAAACGGGCGUGUUACACAGAAUAGAAAAUAGCGGUGUUACGAACUUUUCGAUUUCAAUCAUCAACUACAAGUUACUACUGUAGACUGACGAAAUUUGAACCAGAGAAACACGUAAGAAAUUGAACUGAUUUCGUCGAAUAGCACAGGUACACGAAUUUAUUUUAAUUUAUUCGAGAUUCAUUUCAACCUUAUUUAGACAUCUGGGUUCGUAACAUCGCUAAUAGAAGUUCUCAUAUGUAUACGAGUACGUAUAGACAAGAUGUUCCAUCGUGUUUGACGGAUUUUUCCAGAACUAAUAUUCAAAUUUUAAAAGAAAAUAUUUCUUCUAAAUUUGCUUUUAUUUGAUGGGGACACAUUAUAUUAUUAUAUGAGGGGUGGCUAUUAAAUAACGAGACUUGUUACAAAAAAGUGUUUUAUUAUAAAAGUUAUUCUACAUUCAAAUGCUCCCCUUCAAUAUACUCCCCUCCCCUCGCCACACACCGUUUCAUUCGUUUCUUCCAUUGCUCGAGGCAGUGCUGGAAGUCUGUUUUCGUAAAACCAUUCAGGAGUUCCGCCGAUUUUUGUUUCACCUCUUCCAUCGACUCAAACCGGAUUCUUUUUAAGGAAGACUUUAUCUUCGGAAACAAGUAAAAGUCGCAGGGUGCCAAGUCGGGUGAGUAAGAUGCGUGUUCGAGUACUGGAGUGCCUUAAGCGGCCAAAUAACGCUUCACGCUUUAUCCUGGUGCAAGAUCCACGACUUGUUUUUCCACAAUAUCGACCGUUUCUUACGAACUCAUUCGCGCAAUGUUGGCAAAACUGUCAAAUAGUAAUGUUGGUUCACAGUUUGACCCUCUGGAACCCAUUCAGUCAUCACGAUGCCGUUGAUAUCGAAGAAAACUGUUUUGAAUUUGGAUUACGACUGAAUUGGAUUCCGGUGCACUCUCGACCUUCAGAAAAUAAUUUAUGCCACUCAAAAACACGCGCCCGAGAUAGGAAAUCCUCACUAUAGGCCUCUUUUAACAACUUAUAGCACUCAGUUGGAGUUUUUUUUAGUUUAACGAGAAAAUUUUACGUUUAUCCGUUGCUCAUGUUUUUCGUCACACAUGGUCUUCGGCACGAGAAAAAAACACGUUCGUUUCAAACCACUACUGCACAAAUACUAUAAUAGUGACGAAAACGUGUUUUGGUACGUGCAUAUAUAAGAUAUCUAGAUAUCCAACGCAUUACUCGGUUUUUUCACUAUCCAUCUAGGGCACCCUCUAGGCGAGCAGUCUCGUUAUUUAAUAGCCACACCCCGUAUAUUAUAUUUAUAGGAAAUUAAAUUAGUGUUUCUAUUCUAUAAAUAUAAAAUGAAAAAAAAUUGUAAUCACUUAAUUAAAUUUUCAAAAUAACCAUUUUGUAAAAGAUAUAAUUUAAAUAUUUUAAUUUAUCACAUCUAAUCAACAGUUUUUUAGUAACAGUCGUUUAGAUUUCAAAAUAUUUUCAAUUUAUAACACAAUAAAUUGAGUUAUUCCCCAUCGUGUCACGCGAUAGUCUGUCUCGUUUUACAUACUUUUUCUCUAGAAAUUAUAAUGGUUGUUGCUAGGAAACUAUUGAUCAGAUAUAAAUGUAUGAAACUUUCUUAUUUUUAGAAUAAUGUAUUUUGCGAGAUGGUUAUUCUGAAAUUAGGGGAUGAAAAUUAAAAUUGUAUAGUUAUUCAAAUAGAUGCGCUCGUCAAAGAAAAUGGACACAAAAAAAAAAAAGAAUAUUAACAGAUCUAGAAACGUCCGCCGAGCACAGUUGGCCACUCUAAUUGCAGUGUAGUUUAUCGUAAUGUGUUAUACACUCCGGUCUCCAAUGAAUAGUUUAAUACGACUUAGUUACAAUUGUAUUAUAUUCAUAUUAUAAAUGCCUGUUUUUGAAUUAGUUACCGGACUUCACAUAUACCUGAUAACGCCGAUCAUAUGCGUCAUAUGUAUAAUUUACACCACCGUCGUAAGCAGUAAUCGUAUUAUUUUGCAUUUUGAUAAAACGAACAGUAGCGAUUCGAUUAGGAAUUGUUCUAUUACGUUAUUUCCGUGUUUUUUUUUACAAUAUAGGGCGGACUAAAAGCGGUCGUUUGGACGGACGCGAUUCAAAGCGGUUUCACCGGUCUCUCGAUAUUAUUCAUCAUCGUGUUGGGAUUGAAACAGGUCGGAGGGUUUGGCAACAUGAUAAAAGCAAACCGAGAAACCGGCCGAAUAGAAUUUUUCAAGUAAAACAUUCAAUAAAAUAUCAAUAUUACAAACAAAAUUAAAUAAUUACAAACGCAUGCGCGUAUAACAAUAAAAGAAAAUACACGGUUUCACAUUCAACAGGAUGGACCCGGAUCCUUUUUUGAGACACUCGUUUUGGACCGUCAGCAUAGGCAUGUCGUUAGCGUGGCUUAACAACCUGGGGAUUCAUCCCGGAGCGGUUCAACGGUUCGUAGCGUUGCCUUCUUACAACAAAGCUCGGAAAUCGCUGAUUUAUUUCAUCCUGGGCAUGGGAGUGGUGACAUUGAUGACCGGCACCAUCGGAAUGUUGAUGUAUACUAAGUACAAAGAUUGCGACCCUGUCAUGGCCAACGUUAGUGUACCGGAUAUUUCCGUAUAUUGAAAUGUAUCUUAUAUAAUAAAAUUGUUUUAUUUUUUUUUAAAUUUUUGCAGUAUAUCAUAAACGAUAAGAACUUACUACCAUAUUUCGUGAUGGACGUAGCGGCGGAAUAUCCAGGACUUACCGGUGUAUUUAUUUCCGGUAUCGUUAGCGCCGCGCUGAGGUUCGUAUAUUCGUGUCAGUAACCAAUAAUCGGUCGAAAAAUCAGUGGCUACAGCGGGAAAAACAGUUGGCGGGCAGGACUAUAGAUACUAAAAAAUGAAGGGCUUAAUGAACCAAAAAUUAAUCAAACUUCCAAGAAACCCGUGAAACUUCUAAAAUAGUUUUCUCCCGUACAUAUUUAUCCAUAAAAAGUUAAUGUUAGUAUAGGUUUAAAUGAAAAAUUGCUCUCUUCAAAAAAAGUUAUAUUACACAAUUUAUGCCUGUUCAAUAACAAUAUAAAGUAAAAUACCUAAAUGUGUAUAAACUUGUUUAAAACAAUUUUCUUUCAAUACAAAUAGUUUGAGUUUUUAAUAUUUUUUCAAAAAUACAAAACAAUCAUAAAUCUAUAAACUCUAUUCCAAAUAUGAACGCACCUGGUGGUGGACGAUAAUCUGUCAAAAUUUGCACAGCCAACUAACAGUGACCAAUCGUAGAGCGAAUAGGACACAGCGAAGGGGGCAGACGUCUCUCCGCGAUACAUUUGGAUGCGCGAACGGUGCGUUCUUAUAUGUAACGGAGUAUAAUUGUAUACGAAAAGUCUUGGAAAUAUAUCAUUAUACUAAAUACAUGAACUUUCCAGUACGAUGUCUGCACAGCUUAACACAGUCUCGGGGACGUUUUAUGAGGAUUUCAUAGUGAGAAUUAUGGGCAUAAAAGUUUCGGAUUUGACAGCGAGUAUUAUCAUGAAAUUUACCGUCGUCAUUACCGGAAUAGUAUGCGUGGCUUUGGUUUUGGUCGUUGAAAAACUAAACGGAAUCCUCCAGGUACCUAUAUUACUAUUUUGUCGUAAGUUUAUGACAAAUACACAAAAUUAUUUUUCUAGUUGGCGUUAAGUCUGAAUUCGGUUACAAAUGGAGCUGUAUUGAGCGUGUUCACGUUAGGGUUAUGUUUUCCUUGGGCAAACUCUAGAGUAAGUCUUUAGAGUAAGAUUUUAAAAUGUAUAUUAAAAUAUUUAAACCCCGUACAAUUAAAUACCUAUAGUUUACACGCGUUCUUUUGAUCGAAAAAUAUUAAAUCAAAUUUAUCAUACCACUGAUUUAGAUUGUAUUUUGUUUUUUUACUGCAGGGAGCAAUGUGCGGAAUGUUGGUUAGUUUAGGAACUGUUUCUUGGAUCGUCCUCGGAGCUCAGACGGCCAUAGCGAACAAAGAAUUGCAAUUUGCCGAAAAAAACGUUUCGAUCGCCGGAUGUCCAGUCGAUACGAUAUUUAAGAAUCACACAGACUAUAGCGGGUGAGUCAUUAUGUAGGUAAUAAUAUGUAGUAUCAUAUAUAUAUAUAUGUAUAAUAAAAUAAUAAUACAUGUUUAUAAUAUUUAUUUAUUAAGAUCGAUUAAAAAACAACAAAGUACAUGACAGAAUGUUUAGGGAAUCGCCCGGUAUACAUGAUUUUGUUUUUUUUCAAUCGUACGUUCAAUUUAAUGAUCGUAUUUUUAGAUGCGGAAUUUUCAAAACGUUUUUUAUAUUCCGAAUACCGUAUACCGCAUAGAGUACAUAUAAUAAUAUGACGUACUUGUAUCAACUUUUGGUUUUGGUUCUAGUAACGUGUGUAAUUUCAUUAAUUUUUCUAUUUUGAUAGAAUUAUACAAUAUACAGUAUACACUAAUGCCGAAAACAAUUUUGUGUAAUAUUUUGUUAGCGAUUCAACAUAUAAUAUUUCUACGAAGACAUCCAUUUCGAAAAUUUUAAUAUUGUUUUUAAUGGGUUAUGUUGGCCUUAAUCCAAACUGUUAAUUAAUUGUACGAUAAAUUUAAUAUUUUGUUGGUGUUUUUUUUUUUUUAGGAUGUAUCGUAUGAAUGAAGACGUAUACGUGAGUCCAAACGUAUGGAAAAUGUACACCGUUUCAUAUUUACACUACAACACGAUCGGAAUCGUCGUUGGAAUAUUUGUCGGACUCGCCGUGAGUUUGUUAUUUCCGGUGGACCAGAAUAUCGAUCCCAAACUGUUGACGCCCUGUAUACGGAAUUUAGUGUAUCCUAAGUACAUGAUGACCUCAAAUAGAACGUCUAAUAAUAGAUCUAAACAAGAAGAAUACAGCCCAGUGAUUCAGGAUACAAAAUUAUGA
Cinara cedri is the source of this 6434-nucleotide messenger RNA. The record is from the annotation of a GenBank genome assembly. NCBI's taxonomy places the organism in Eukaryota, Metazoa, Arthropoda, Insecta, Hemiptera, Aphididae.